AUGAUACGUAGCGGUUUGAAGUCAUAUCGGGCCUGCAGGCGGCGGGUGGGCGACGCGCUCAGUGCCCGUGACUACUACGGAGCCAUCCAGAUGCUGAUUGCCAUUGCCUAUGUCCUGGGCAUUACACCGUUCGUGGUGACUCACAGCGCAAAGGGGGAGUCCGGGAUGCAGCAAUCCUGGUAUGGAUUUGUCAAUGCCAUCUCCCGAUGGGUGCUGCUCGCCUACUGUUACACGUACAUCAAUAUCCACAACGAGAGCCUAAUUGGCUACUUCAUGCGGAAUCGGAUCUCGCAGUUCAGCACCCGGCUCCACAACAUUUGUGGAAUUUGGUCGGCAGUCUUUACCUUCAUCAUGCCGCUGCUGCUGCGCCGACACCUGCAGCGAUUCAUCGAGGAUGUUAUGGAGGUGGAUCGGCGCCUGGACCGGCUCCGCCACCCCGUCAAUUUCAAUGCGGUCUUUGGAGUAGCCACCUUGGUUUUGGCCUUGGUUGCCCUGCUGGACACCAUUAUUACUGUCACCUGUCUGGUGUGCCUGGCCCAGAUGGAGGUGCGCGCCUCUUGGCAGCUAAUCUUCAUCCUGGUCUACGAACUCAUGGCCAUAUCCAUGACAAUUGUAAUGUUUUCUUUAAUCACGCGAACGGUUCAACGCCGCUUGAACUAUCUGCAUACGGUGAGUAGAUAUAAAGGAGGAGUUUAA
This is a messenger RNA of Drosophila pseudoobscura, 696 nucleotides long. RefSeq lists its product as uncharacterized. Lineage: Eukaryota; Metazoa; Arthropoda; Insecta; Diptera; Drosophilidae. The record is from RefSeq and is a predicted model, not a curated record. Bases 1 to 696 code for a protein of 231 amino acids. Gene Ontology annotation, biological process: sensory perception of taste. Gene Ontology annotation, cellular component: membrane. The transcript has a single exon.